GUCAGACGACAGCGCUCGUUCGACGUCCAACCGUCUGAGAAUAUGACGCCCCGCUCGCUCUUUGCGCUGCUCGCGCUGCUCUCGUCCACCGAUGCCUGCACCAUGUACGGCGUCAGCCGCACCGCGAGCGCCGAUGGGUCCACCAUGGUCUCGCACAGCGACGACGGCGCCGGAGACUCAGAUUCUCGGCUCUCGUAUGUACCUCCCGCGAGGCACAAGCCUGGCUCGAUGCGAGACAUCUACCCUACCAUCGACGAGUACCCAAAAUUCAUCGGAGACGCCUUUGGCAAGACCUUUCUGCCGCUUCCAGGGCAGGCGCUCACAAAGCCGAUCGGACAAAUCCCACAGGUUGAGGCGACGCACGGCUACUACCUCAACGGCUACGCCAUCCAGAACGACUGCGAGCUGAGCUUCGGCGAGAGCACCGCCUCGGCGGUCUUCCGUGCCGAUGCGGUCGGGACGCCAAACGGCACCGCCCUCCUCGCCAUUGAGGAGCUGAGCCACCUCGCCGCGGAGCGCGUCUGCACGGCGAGGGAGGCGGUCCAGCUGAUGGGCGACCUCGCCGUCCAGUACGGCUUCUUCGGGCCGGAUGGCGGCGCGGGCGAGAUGCUGGUCGUCGGAGACCCGGACGAGGUCUUCGUCUUCCACAUCCUCUCUGACCCGACGGCGAGGAGCGCCAUCUGGGCGGCGCAGCGGGUGCCCGAGGGGGAGGUGAUGGUGGCGGCCAACCACUUUGUCAUCCGCGAGGUGGACCUCGACGACGCGGACCGCUUCCUCGGCUCGCCGCACAUGCACCGCGUCGCGCUGCAGCACGGCCUGGGGACGGGAGAGGGAAGCU
Molecule: messenger RNA, 838 nt
Organism: Emiliania huxleyi CCMP1516
Lineage: Eukaryota; Haptophyta; Isochrysidales; Noelaerhabdaceae
Exons: 2
Biological process (GO): proteolysis
Molecular function (GO): cysteine-type exopeptidase activity; dipeptidase activity
Source: RefSeq, a predicted model, not a curated record